Molecule: messenger RNA, 386 nt
Organism: Galleria mellonella (greater wax moth)
Lineage: Eukaryota; Metazoa; Arthropoda; Insecta; Lepidoptera; Pyralidae
Gene: Uqcr11
Exons: 1
Coding region: 135-308 (57 amino acids)
Biological process (GO): mitochondrial electron transport, ubiquinol to cytochrome c
Cellular component (GO): mitochondrial inner membrane
Source: RefSeq, a predicted model, not a curated record
CACUCAUACAGCUCGUCUGUCAGUCAAAAUACCCUUUCCUAAAAAGACAUAUACGUCUUUUUACGUAAUAGUUACUUAAUUAAAAAUCGAGUUUUGAAGUCUAACCUCGGCAAGAAAUUAAACAGAAAUACAAAAUGUUGGGUCGUCUGGGCAGGAAACAUGUUGAAAUUGCGGCAUCAUUCGCAUCAACAGCUGUUGGUUUCGGAGGCGCUGCUUUCGUCACUCUCCUAUACUUCACGGAUUGGAAGGUGUUCGUAGCUAAUAUUCCCUUCUACCGUGGCAAAUUCAAGGAGGUCGAAGAAAAGUAAAGUGAUCUCGGUUUAAUUAUUACUUGUGCUAUGAGAAUUCUUUAGAUGUAUAUAAAUAAAUAAGUUGUCAAGUACCAA